CGAGCAGCCGCUCGUUGGCACGGCGUUGCGCGAUCAACGUUGCAAGGCCGACGGGCAGGUCAACAACCACACGCGAUAGCUCACUCAAAUCAACAGCGAUUAACUCCAGAACAAGAGGCCUUUCUAGUUGAUUGGAUACUUGAAGAGGACUCACGCGCACAACCUCCAUCUCAUCCUCGCGUACGAGAGAUG
Molecule: messenger RNA, 192 nt
Organism: Didymella exigua CBS 183.55
Lineage: Eukaryota; Fungi; Ascomycota; Dothideomycetes; Pleosporales; Didymellaceae
Exons: 1
Source: RefSeq, a predicted model, not a curated record